CCUUGUGCACUGUGCAGUCGGUUGAUCGUCACUCAGUGAAGAUGGCGAUGAGAGUAGCACUCCGCUGCGUUUCUGCAAACUUUUCCCACAAGGGUCCCCGUCUCUCGCACCUACCACAGAUUUCAGCGGCUCUGCAGUUAAGGAGGACUGACCUCACACGGACGUUAAGUACCACCUCACAGUUGUCCACAGCUCUAAAGUUUACAGAUAAGCACGAGUGGGUCCAAGUAGAUGGUAAAGUCGGCACUGUCGGCAUCAGCAACUUUGCUCAGGAAGCCUUAGGGGAUGUGGUGUACUGUGGCCUUCCUGAAAUUGGUCAAAAGCUGGAAAACAUGGAGGAGUUUGGGGCUUUAGAGAGUGUGAAAGCUGCCAGUGAGCUGUACUCUCCACUGACUGGGGAGGUGACUGAGGUCAAUACCGACCUGGCGGAAAAUCCAUCACUUGUGAACAAGGCCUGCUACAAAGAGGGGUGGCUUAUCAAAAUGACAAUUGAAAACCCCUCAGAACUUGAUGGCCUCAUGGACGAUGCUGCCUAUGAGAAGUUUAUUAAAUCUCUUGAAUAAAUUGGAUAUGACUAAAUAUCAAUAGACAUACAGGCCAAGGCUGGUAAUGAAAUCAAAAUCAAAUUGCUGCCGUGUUGACUAACAUCUGAUUUGAGACUUCUCAAUUACGAUAUUUAUUUUGAUUCUGGAUUUAUGUAAAAUAAUCAAAAUAACCAAAAAUGUUGUCGUAUAAUGUCACAUUAAUAACUUUGAUGUAGAUGGAAAGGCCUUUUCUAUCCACGACACAACCUCAGGGGCAUGUGAUCCAACCUUGUAGGUUUAUCUGUCAAGUUUUUGUUGUUCUUCAAAUAGCAUAAUUCUUGUGUGAUGCACAAAAAGGGAUUGUAAAUGCUCUGUAUCAGAUACAUUAAAUUACACCCGCUUUAACUUUUUUGAUUGUUUUUGUCACAAAAGAAACCAUACCAUCUCUAGGACUCAAAUGGUAUCCAAAUGUAUUACUCAUAUAAUUGUCCUACUUCAGCACACAACUGAAAUUAUAUGAACACUAGCAGCUUGAUGUUCUAGUGAUUGAGAACGUCAAGGACAUGGGUUGCAAUCCUGAACAAUCUGCCUCUUGUUGCCAUUUUAUCUUUUAUCUGACCUUUGCCCUCCGUUUAAGAUAGACACAGUUUGCAAAAGCGAGGUUGAUCAAUAAUUAAUGGGACAGGGGUUUUGAAAACGAAGUGAAUAUGCUUGAUAUAAGCCUAAAAUAUAAGCAACGGCAUGCAAAAUCUGACUAAGAAAAUGCAGUUAUGUUGACAUCUCUGGGGGUCAAUCAAUUUACUUUGCCUGCUUUCAAAGUUUGAAUUGCUUAUUCAAAUAAUCACAUAACAAAAGGUUUAGAUUGAUAUUUCUAUGGAAAUAAUUCAUCAUGCAAAUAUUCAGACAGUAAUUCAAUCAACAAAAUCAUAAUCUGUCAGUCAGCUGUUUCUUACAGGCGAUAGCUUUACUUACCAAUUCCCAAAUUAAAGUUAUAGAAUUAGUACUCAGCAUUAUUUUUAACUAAAUCUCUUGGAUUAGUUUUUAAUUAGAAUAAUGUAGAUCUUUCUUUGAAAAUAUUGACAGAGACUCAACUGUAAUAAAUCUCAAGGUGGACCAUCUCUGUCAGUGAUGGGCCGAUGAUGCAACAACGAGGGAGGAAGAAUAGUAAUCUCAUGAGCACCAUUCUUUUUCCAGAUGGGAUUUACUGCUGUGGACUGAAAUGAUUCUGAAGAUGGUCAUGGCAACGGACCUGCUAAAGUGUUGGUAGACAACAUCAAGUGAACUGCAGAUUCAUUCAAAGGUUGCCAAUUUUGUCAGAUCAACCAGAAAGAUAAAGCUCAUAUAAAAUAAAGAUGAAAGAUGAAACUAUUCUACAUGGAGUGAAGAUAGAUUGUGCACACUCUUUCAGAUUGACUUUCCCCCGAUCAAAGGUACACUGAGCAUACUAACUCAGUCAGCACCCAUAAUGGAUGGUGCCUUGGGUAUAUUAAUUAUACCUGAUUAACAAUCCCGAUUGUUGAGUUGGUCAGGUAGCACUCUUACAGAUGUCAGGCCUAGGGUUGAGUUAAAUUGUUGAAAUAAAGAACAGUGUCAUACAUAAAAUUCACUUCUAUUCUUAGUUGGUAGAAAAUAAGAACAAUAUGUAAUUUGCUAUUCUAGGCUUGCAACAUAAGCCAUUUAAGCACUCCACAAAUAUUAAGAUAUGGACGUAAUAUUUAGAAUUUAGAUAUUGAUCAUUAUUUAUUUAUUGAAUACAAAUUUAAAUUGUGAUGCUAUUGGGCCAUAGUGCUGCAUUCAACCCUGUUGACCACUCAAUACUUUUGGAAGGAUAUAAAGUUGGGUUUGGCUUUCCGGCACAGUCCUGGUUCAUGUCAUAUAUACAAGAAAGGAAUUACUUUGUCUCCAUUGGUAACUAUGUAUCUGAACUAACCACCGUGAUGGGUGGUGUCCCCAAAGGUUAAGCCCUAUACCAGGUUAUUCAACCUCCAUGCUCUCACUUAGCCAAAUUAUUCAAAAUAACAACAUUGCUUACCAUUGUUAUGCAGACGACACACAUCUAUAUAGACCUAUCACUAUCAAAACUGAGAUAAUUGUUUUCAGGGCCAGAGAUGAGGGACUGACAUUUUGCUUACACCUUGGGUGCCUCUUCUUGAAACCAAAAACCAGACUAGAAAUCUUGGUGUUCAAGACUUCAAAAAAUUGUCCAUUAAUUUCUAACUAGAAGGU
This is a messenger RNA of Gadus chalcogrammus (walleye pollock), 2750 nucleotides long. RefSeq names its product glycine cleavage system protein H (aminomethyl carrier), b (gene gcshb). Lineage: Eukaryota; Metazoa; Chordata; Actinopteri; Gadiformes; Gadidae. The record is from RefSeq and is a predicted model, not a curated record. Bases 42 to 563 code for a protein of 173 amino acids. Gene Ontology annotation, biological process: protein lipoylation; glycine decarboxylation via glycine cleavage system. The transcript has 5 exons. Gene Ontology annotation, cellular component: mitochondrion; cytoplasm; glycine cleavage complex.